AUGAAAUUGCGAAACAAUACCCAUACAAAUUCAGCUUCAAAGUUUCUUUCUUUAAGAGUGAACUUUGUAUUUUCUGCUGCUCCAGUUGCUGCUACUGAUAUCCAAACGUCUCCGUUUCUCCUUCAGGAGGUUAAUAGAAAGAUACCCAGAAAGUUUCCAAGGCCUAAGUGGUCAAUGAAUAAUCAAACUGAAACAAAUUAUGAAAUGAAACGAUCUGCAAAAGAGGAAUUAAAGCGAUAUUCUGGGAUGUUACGGGAGUGUGCUUCAAAAAAGACAUUUGUUGAGGGAAAGGCAAUUCAUGGGAAUAUGAUUAGAAGUGGGUUAGAGCCAGAUUCUCAUUUAUUGGUUUCUUUGAUUAAUUUUUAUGUAAAAUGUGGGAGCUUAGUGUCUGCACGCAAGGUGUUUGAUGAUAUGCCUGAACAAGAUGUUGUGUCAUGGACUGCUCUAAUUGCAGGAUGUGUGAGUGAAGGGUUUGGAAGUGAUGGUGCUAGUCUUUAUUGUGAAAUGAGAAAGGAAAAUAUAAUGACCAAUGAGUUUGCCUUGGCCACUGUGUUGAAAGCAUGUUCUAUGUGCUUGAACAUAGAAUUUGGAAAGCAGGUUCAUGUAGAAGCAAUAAAAGCUGGGUUGUUAUCGAGUUCAUGUAGAAGCAAUAAAAGCAUGGGUUGUUAUCUGUUUUGUGAUUUGUUUGUUGGUUCUACUCUUGUUGACCUUUAUGCAAAGUGUGAUGAGGUAGAGCUUGCUGAUAGUGUGUUUUUUGAUAUGCCGGAGAAGAAUGAUGUGUCAUGGAAUGCCUUACUUAAUGGUUAUGCUCAAAAGGGCGAUGGGAAGGAGGUGCUGAAGUUGUUUAUUCAGAUGACAGAAUGUGGAAUGCACUUUAGUAAAUUCACUCUAUCAAUUGUGUUAAAGGGCUGUGCUAACUCAGGAAAUCUGCAAGCAGGGAAGAUUUUGCAUUCUUUAGCUAUCAGGAGUGGGUGUGAACUUGAUGAAUUUCUGGGUUGUAGUCUUGUUGACAUGUACUCCAAGUGUGGGUUGGCAUAUGAUGCAUUAAAAGUAUUCAGCAGGAUAAAAGACCCUGAAAGACCCUGA
Jatropha curcas is the source of this 1086-nucleotide messenger RNA. The record is from RefSeq and is a predicted model, not a curated record. Lineage: Eukaryota; Viridiplantae; Streptophyta; Magnoliopsida; Malpighiales; Euphorbiaceae.